AUGCAAGCAAAGCAGGGUCGUCCACGCAACAGAAUUUCUUCGAUGGACGCGAAUUUCUCAGGAAACGAUGACCAGCCAGGCAACGGUUAUUGUUACGACAAAUUCGUUAAGUUCAACAAUCAAGUGUCGAGGCUGCAUCUAUUUCCAACAUUAACAAAUCAUACAGUCAUUCUAACUUUAGAUACGUCCGCUUCAUCGAACGACUUGUGCAAACCGGAUUCGCCUUGCAAACAACGUCAAACAUUGGAGACUUUGAAAUGGCUUUCAGAAAACUAUGAGCUCGUUGAUGGUGUUUGUGUGCCAAGAUGUGUUCUUUACACUCAUUAUUUGGAUUAUUGUAAAAGGGAAAAUUUCUCGCCAGUUAGUUCGGCAUCAUUCGGCAAAUUAGUGCGUCAAAAGUUUCCAAAGCUCACCACAAGAAGAUUGGGAACAAGAGGACAAUCAAAGUAUCAUUAUUAUGGUAUAUCGAUUAAAGAAUCUUCUGUAUAUUACCACUCAGUAUAUUCUGGAAAUACGAGUUCCAGGGGUUCGUUUUUCGCGGAGAGAAAGAAGAGAAAUUCUAGCACGUUUUCUUCUGACAAGGAAACACGCAACACCUUGCCGAAAUUUCCAAAUGCAGCUGAUAUGAUUCUCAAAGAUGGUUUAUCUGUCGAUAAAGUUGACACAUUCAUUGUUAUGUAUCGCACGCAUUGUCAACGUUUGCUGGAUUCCGUUAUGAAUGCAAACUUUAACGAGGUUCAUAAAUUAUUGCUCCAUUUUUGGGGUGGAAUGCCUACACACAUGGCACAAGUAUUGCAGAGCGAUGCCGUCGUUGAUGUUAUCAUCGUUUGUGACUCGUUGCUGUAUAGGAUCCUUACUGAUAUACUAGUACCCUCUUCCGUCCUGGAUAUCCCUGAAAGUUUUUUGGUUGAGAUACAAGACUUUGCUGAAAAUUUUGUUGUCUCUCUUCUGUCGUGUUUGGAGAACGUUUCUGUGAUUUUACGAAGUAAAAAGUUACAAGUGGCAAAGAAUUUUUCUAGAGUUUUGAAGAGAAACAUGGCAUUCAUUACUUUAGCUCAGGUGAGCACUUCAAUUUAUAUUCAAUUGAGAUAUCCAAUAUAUGUGAAGUUGCUUGAUCCUGUUGUACUUCGUAACGCUGCUCGACCUGUACUUCUUUCUUAUGAUUCAAUGUCGGCUAUCAUGGACGAAUUUCGUUCUUUGGAUAUGAAAUCAAUUUUAACUCAACUUUUAUUUUUGACUGAAUGUGAAAGCACAGAUGUCGGCUUAUUAAUGAUGCUGUUGGAUGAGUUUGAGCGUAUCUUGGUGAAACAGGCUCCAAUCGAAGCCUAUACUGAAUGGCUGGAAGGCAUCUUUGAGGAGUACGUUUUGAAGGAUACGUGUCAAGAAAACCAUUCGUUGGAAAGUUUGGCAAAGAAAUCAAAAUCAUUUUUAACGAAGUGGGCGUUCGUCACCUCGCGUAUUUUGCAAGAGAUGACGUUGAACGCGGCGCCAAACUUUGGCACAUUUCAACUGAUUGUGAUGAUUUUUGAGGAGUACAUUCUCUUGAUUAUCGAGAGAGAAAUGAUAUCACUCAUUGACAAAGGUCUCCAAUGCCGCAUUUCUUUGCAUUUGAAGAAAUCUUUCACCGAUGAUCGAGCUGAUUUUGACUGCAUUCAAAUGUUUGGUUCAUCAAACAACGACACGGUCGAAAAUUUCACAGAGAAGCUAAAUCGAAAAGAGACAUAUUUUCAACAAACACUUGGUGAUAUCGAUCGCGAAAUAAACCGAUCUUGGUACAACGAAGAUUCAUUUCAAAAAGAUGUAAAUUUCGGUCAGUUACAGGGAUUUCUGCCCACCAGGAAUACUUCCUUCCAUCCCAAUCAAAUCCAUGUCCUCCAUCGGAGUCACCAUUCUUCGUCAUCAGAAGCAACUCAAACCAGACAGAAUAACACAGCGACGAUUUUAUUUUCACAAAACGCACAACAUUGCUUUCAAGGGCGAACUUGCUUUGACGGUGACGUCAGCAAUGAGAACGAGCAUCGCCUAUCUUGCAAUACUAUUGUUUAUAACGGAUUUCGAGCUUCAAAUUACCGCGAGGAACUUGCAUCACACUGUACAGGAGUCGAAAACUCAAAUGUGAGUCAAUCCUUUCAUCGUGAUGCUCAAGGCCCAGUAAAUCAUUUCGCCAGAUCAUAUGAGAUGAGCGAAGUUCAGCAGAACAAAAUUCAUUAUUACGAAGGUCAGGAUCAAAGUCACUUUACCGGAGUUCAGGAUCCACCACUCUUUCCCUCCGUCAACGCAGUUAUUCAAUGUCAUUCCACGUUUGACGUACACCAGCCUCAGACUGGCGAAUCUCAAGUGGUGGACUCAAAUCUGAUCAAUGAUUAUUUCAAACAUACUGAAUUCGAUAAUUCUGAAGAUUUUCAAACAUCACAGCCUGCUUACAAAGCCUUCAAUUCACAAAGAAAUUAUUCUCUUUACCCCGAGACCUUUUUACCACCAAUCAGUCAACUGACUUCGCAGCUUACCACCAAUCAGUGAACUGACUUUGCAGCUUACCACCAAUCAGUGAACUGACUUUGCAGCUUACCACUAAUCAGUCAACUGACUUUGCAGCUUACCACCAAUCAGUGAACUGUCUUUGCAGCCUACCACCAAUCAGUCAACUGUCUUUGCAGCUUAUCACCAAUCAGUGAACUGACUUUGCAGCUUACCACCAAUCAGUUAACUGACUUUGCAGCUUACCACCAAUCAGUGAACUGUCUUUGCAGCUUACCACCAAUCAGUCAACUGUCUUUGCAGCUUACCACCAAUCAGUGAACUGACUUUGCAGCUUACCACCAAUCAGUGAACUGACUUUGCAGCUUACCACCAAUCAGUGAACUGACUUUGCAGCUUACCACCAAUCAGUGAACUGACUUUGCAGCUUACCACCAAUCAGUGAACUGACCUUGCAGCUUACCACCAAUCAGUGAACUGACUUUGCAGCUUACCACCAAUCAGUGAACUGACUUUGCAGCUUACCACCAAUCAGUCAACUGCCUUUGCAGAGGGUUCAAACCAAGCUGAACCUAAUGCUUCAACCAUGGGCGUACGAAGGGAGGAGACAUAUUCAUAUCCAGUUUUUGUUCUUCUGGUUAAUAGAGUUCGAUUUAAAUUAUUUCAAAUGCUAUGAUUACAUUGCGUUGGACUUGUGGAAAACCUCUUUUAUUGUAUGAGAAGAAAUUUUUCAUGAAUUGCUUAGUUGACUUUCAAGUACUUAAUGGAUGCAAUUGGUUUUUAAAGAAGCCUCGAUUUAAGUAAGGGUCAGAGCAUAAUCAAAUGUGUUCUAUGGGAUGUACAGAGGUGUAUUGCCAAAAUUUUAACAUCUGUGGGGGGGGCUCUUUGAUAUACUUAUGUUACCACUGCUGAAUAUACUCUCCGAUUUAUAUUACUAAUACUAAUACUACAACAAGGGGGGUGAAGACUCCAAAAUCCCCUCCCUGUGUAUUUUAAUAAUGUUGCACGAGUGAUCAUAACAGUCUUACAGAAUGAUCAAUGAUCUCCCUUCACGAGGGAAUUAAGAAAUACAACGCGCUUCAUUUAAUUGGCUCAUUGGAUAUCUGUGAGUAUAAUCAUAUACUGGAGUUCAUUCAGUGAAAUUCUUCAUUUUGAGUUUCAAUAACGACGAGGAUGGGACACAGAAGCACGCUUGUUCCCAAGUACAAAUGCGCACGCAAUUUGUUUUUACUCGUGAGAAUAUCAGAUUCCUCGCAAGCGUGUUGUGGAAGAGGGAAAUGAAGAGACUUGCUCUUACUCCAUGGCAGUAGAGGUAACUGCUUAAGCAUGGUUGAAGUUGGUUUUAAUAAUUUAAUUUUUGAAUUACUAACUUUACAUGUGCAUGAUGGUUAUUGAGUCUGUAAUGAGCGUAUCUUAAUUUUAAUAUAAAUAUGGUUUUACAGUAGCAGUA
Molecule: messenger RNA, 3928 nt
Organism: Xenia sp. Carnegie-2017
Lineage: Eukaryota; Metazoa; Cnidaria; Anthozoa; Malacalcyonacea; Xeniidae
Product: transcription factor RFX4-like
Exons: 16
Coding region: 1-2520 (839 amino acids)
Biological process (GO): regulation of transcription by RNA polymerase II
Molecular function (GO): DNA-binding transcription factor activity, RNA polymerase II-specific; RNA polymerase II cis-regulatory region sequence-specific DNA binding
Source: RefSeq, a predicted model, not a curated record